Messenger RNA from Sinocyclocheilus anshuiensis, 988 nucleotides. It is a transcript of the gene cfap300, whose product is annotated as cilia and flagella associated protein 300. Lineage: Eukaryota; Metazoa; Chordata; Actinopteri; Cypriniformes; Cyprinidae. The record is from RefSeq and is a predicted model, not a curated record. The transcript has 7 exons. The coding region runs from base 114 to 905 and encodes 263 amino acids.
CGUUAUCUUUAGUUACCGUCCUUGGAGCGAACAGGCCUUCUGCUCCCGCGUCAUUUUGCACCGUGAGCGCGACUGUCUUUAGUUGUCAUGGUAACCGGUGGACAACAGGUAACAUGGCGGAAGAGAAACUUGCGUUUGAGCAAGGGUUCACCUUCAAUUUGCUUUCUACCAAAAAAUUCACGUUACGGCAAGAUCCCAAGAUAUCAAGACUCCUGAUGAAAUGGUCCAUGCUAGGUCGAAUUAACAUCCAGGCCUUCAACUUUGACCAAUCUUUCCAGUCUUAUAGAAGCAAUGACUUUGCUUGGAGUUUCUUUCAAGAUCCAUGUGUGAAGAACAAUUUAAAGGUACUUGAUACUGCUGGAUCAUGGACACUACUGGGUAGAGACAUCACACAUGUAAAUGUUGAAGUUGUCCCAUGCACAAAGGUGUCAGUAGAUAUAUUCAAUCCAAUUUACUCAAAUGGAAUUUUGCAUCCAUCUGGCCACAUUGUCAAAUGUUACCAUGAAAUAUACCCAGACUUUGAUGAGUUAAGGAUGCUUUUGCUUGAAGAAGAUUCUAACAACUAUCAUAUAAUCAGUCCAAGUGAUCGUCAGGAGUUUUUGUUUAGACUGUUCAAGCAUAUGGUCUUAGGUGGUGAACUUUGCCAAUGUGAGGAUGUCAUCGAUCCCUAUGUUGAGACAGCAAAAAUGAUGUACAAAGACUUGGUCAGCGUUCAGAAGGAUCGAGAUACAAAAGAGAUCACUGUGGUCACAACAAUCUUGAAAGUUUCUGCUCAUGAUCACAGUGGAUUAUGCUACCCAUCUGCAACAGAAAAUGAGCAGACAUUUGCUUACCUCUGUAUUGAUCCAUUCAAAAGGCAUGUGUAUGUUCUAUACCAUUCAUUUGGUAUAGGGGACUUUAAAUGAAGGGCCCUAGAUCUCAUAAAAACACUGAGACAUUAUUAUUAUUAUUAGGAACUACAACCUUUAAUUUAUGUUAAUCAAGUGAU